Messenger RNA from [Torrubiella] hemipterigena, 2234 nucleotides. Lineage: Eukaryota; Fungi; Ascomycota; Sordariomycetes; Hypocreales; Clavicipitaceae. The record is from the annotation of a GenBank genome assembly.
CGUGAAGAUGCAUCAACGUCUCUCUGACUUUUAUUUCUAUCCUGGCGAAAACACAAGGUAAUUAAUUAAAAAUACAAACACAAUGGCGCCUAUAAGAAGAUAUCUGCGAAUCACAAAAUAUUCAGUAUUAGAAUGCCGCAUCUACUUGGACAAUCCGUCGCUGGCACAAUCAUGGCUCCUCAAUCCGCGAUACGAUAUCUUGCCCCAGGUUAUUGAGAGCAUAAAGCCUCUGGUGCUUCCGAAGCUGUUAGAAGAGAAGGAGAGAGAACGAAUGAAGAAGAAGUCAACCAAAAAGGCCAAAGUAAAGGAUGUCGUUGUCAAAGACGAUUUUGAAGUAUCAAUGUUUCUGAUGGAGACGUCGACGCGGCACUCGCUGUUGACUAAGAAAAAGCAUUUUAGAGAAAAGCUACCGGCUAGAAUACAGUCCAAUGCCUCACGACUAGUUGGAGAGAACAGCCCCCCGCCAAACUUGGAUGAGGUGGCAUAUCAACCGAUCCGCAUUGAAGAUGAUAGUGAUGGUGAAACGGGACUGAACCUGGACGAUAUCCCAUCAAUAGAGGAUGCAAGAUUAAGCAAACGGGACAGAAGUGAAUUAGGCGACGCUGCCCACUCUGGGCUUGAUAUUGACGACGCCAUUGACCUAGAGGAUGAACUCGAUGCACCACCAGCGAAGCGACUGAGACCGAGAGGACUAGGAUCCGAUUCAGAUUCAGAAGACGCCAGCGAGGACAAGAAAAAGCUGGCUAUGGACGUUUCAUAUGAAGGUUUUGCUAUUUACGGCCGUGUACUCUGCUUGGUUGUAAAGAGACGGCAGGCGAAGGCUCCAGCCAGCGUCAACAGCGCCCAAGGACAAGCCAAGAUGGAGAAUUGGAUCACGUCGACGCAAGUCCCAGUGGGCCAAGAAGAUUCAUAGACACAAAGCUGGCAUUAAAAAUAUGCUUUGGCAAUAAUGAAAAAUCCGUUUAUACCAUGUUGCCAGAUUCAUUCAACCCCCGCAUAUCCCGAGCAAGUAUUACAGCACGGCUGUGCAGUCACGGCAUAUGCGGCCAAUAGGUCGCUGGUGGAACCAAUACCUAGCUAUGGCGUCUGCAAUAUAGGACGAUCGCCACGAAAACGGGCGAUUUGGAAAGCAAACAGUGACAUCAGCGUCUCACAUGACGGCUGUUUUAAUUGAAACCAUAGUAAAUGAAUGAUAUCCCGUCUUUGGCGUUUCUAUAUCCACUCCUCUUUCUGUUGAGAACCGUGGCGGUAAACCGCAUGCGCCGCUGUUCAAUGCUGCGCCCUUGAGACAGGAAGCGAAAGCGCCGCACACCGUAUUGCCUUUCAACACGGACGUGAUGCGGCCCGUUAUCCACAACAGUACACGUCAUUAGAAGCCACCCGAGAAACGUGGGUUGCUCUGGGGCGGGAGGAUGCUCGCAAGCCGCUCUACAAUUAGCUCCACGUAGCAUAAGGCUGUAUGAUUAUGGCCUCAAUACCUGAUAGUCUGAGCCCUACACGAGGCUUAGCUCCGUGAUUUGGCGCGCGUUGUUGACGUUUACCCAGUACCGCUGCCCAACCCAAAAAUAACACAUGCAGGUUGAGGGGGUGUAUGAGGCCGAACGAGGCUGCGAGGUGAGGUACACCAGAGCAAGGUACCAGCCCAAGUGUACCUUGGCUUCAGUCCGUCAACACGCAGGUAGGUGGUCAUGAGGACACGGCCAUGCAUGCAUAUCUCCGCCUGCCGAUAACCCUCGUCGCCUGUCAUGCUGACCUCGCUGUCGCAAUGACGGUAACCACAGCACCACGCUGCCUCGGCACUGAUGGUUGGUUCUUUGUUAUUUUCGCUCUUGCUUUGUUUGCCAAAAAAGUACGAAGGAUUUACUGGGGUCAGAUAGUGAUCAGCGGAAGGGAAUCGUAUGACAUGGUCACACUCAGUGACUGGCUAGGUUAGCGGAUGCAUCGGAUGGAAAUCCUCACAAUGCAGACAUUCUACCAGGGCUGAGUCCAAAUGUCGUGUCAGCAUUGCCUACAGAGCAAAUAGAAACACCACGGGAACUGCGGAAGGUCCGCAUACCGGACGGUUAAGCAAAUAACGUUAUUGUAUUGCCGAGCUGUCUCCGCUUGGCGACGGCCAUUUGGCGCAAGACAGGCAACCACAAAGAAUCAAACGCUGCGCCACGGGUAUUGAAUGAGAAUGCGGCUGGCCGUGGAUGGAGCUUACCUGUAGACAGAGGCUUGCAGGCAGGCGCACC